Messenger RNA from Vigna angularis (adzuki bean), 3182 nucleotides. RefSeq names its product LEAF RUST 10 DISEASE-RESISTANCE LOCUS RECEPTOR-LIKE PROTEIN KINASE-like 2.1. The record is from RefSeq and is a predicted model, not a curated record. The coding region runs from base 429 to 2441 and encodes 670 amino acids. Gene Ontology annotation, molecular function: ATP binding; protein kinase activity; polysaccharide binding. NCBI's taxonomy places the organism in Eukaryota, Viridiplantae, Streptophyta, Magnoliopsida, Fabales, Fabaceae. The transcript is spliced from 3 exons. Gene Ontology annotation, biological process: protein phosphorylation.
UUUUCAAAGUUUACUACCAUAUCCUCAACACCAUUUAUUUUAAUAGCCGUGAAUGUAGUUAGGAACUUGUGUUAGUUUGACUUAUAAAGAGAUAGUCGUUGUGUAGUUGAUCAUUUUCCUCACUGACAAACAAGGACUCUGACAUUGUUCUCCUGCAAAUUAAGACCACUCUCAGAUUUCGACCAUGCCUCUUCCUCUUGUUUCACCUCCUUCUGCCAGCACCCUUUUUUUCUUACCACUCCUCUUCCCAACUUAUUUAUCUACUGAUGCUGAAGGGUACACAGCAUGUGAGCCUUUUAUCUGUGGGAGACUGGGUCGUGUUUGGGGAAUGUUGAAAUGUAAAUGGUUUGGGAGUGAAGAAAGUAAGAGGAAAGAAGGAGGUAGCUUCGUGGGAGAAGUGAGAAGAACUGCUUCCAUAGCUUUCUUUUAUGAGAGAGAGGCUUGUGAGGGAACUGAGAAAAAUUGUGAGCAUGGAUGAUAAACAUAGUCACGUCUACACCUCGCCCCUUGCCUUCGCACUCACCGUCUCUUGCUUCCUCUGCAUCGCUUUGCCACGUUCCCACUCUCAACCAUCUCCACCGUCACCGCCACUUCCACCUCCACCGCCCCAGCUUUGUUCUCAUCAGUUAUACCGGUGCAACAUAAGUGUCUCCGCCAUCUUCGAUCCUCCCUGGGAAAAGAUUCCACCCUCUCAAUGUAACGGCGCCGACCCAUCAUCCCUGCUCAGCUGCCAUAGUGGCUAUGGAUUUCAAAAUUUCACAGUGAAGGAUAUCGACAACACCACUCACACCAUGAAACUGAUGCCAAGACCCCCUGUCGACCAUGUCUGUUCUUCUCAAUUUUUUGACGGCUACCAGAACUUCGAUUACGACAGCUUCAACUAUUCUCUGCUCCCGUAUAAGGCGUCAGUGCAUAAAAUCAUCAUAUACGAAGAUUGUCAUACAAUCCCAAAUUUCCCUUCAAAACGAAACUUUACGUGCGGGGAUGUUCUGUAUUAUUUUGAAGAGGGGUACACGGAAAAGGAGAUGCUCGACAGAUACCCAAAGCUACAAAAUUGCAAGAAUCAUUGGGACGUGCAUGCUGCCCGUCCUCUGGAUCGUUACGAGGAUACUGAUGACGGUGCUGGAGUUCUGGAAGAAGCUCUCAAUGAUGCGUUUGAGGUCAACUACAGUAUUCCUGAUGGUUGCACAAGAUGCAGUGAAAGUGACGAAAGUUGCUCGCCAUAUGUUUAUGACUAUGAUAAACAUGUUUUAUGCAACUACUAUUGCCUAAAUGAACAGUGUUCUCCCAAAAAAAGACUAGUGAAUUGGAAAGCGAAAAUCGUUAUAGGUACUACAAGUGCAGCAACUGCAGUAUUCAUGCUAUGCCUCAUAAUAAUAGGCUGUAGAAAAUGCAUGUCAUCAAGAAGAAAGUUAAAUUUUCAGAUGACUAAUGAGCAAGAUAUUGAAGUAUUCUUAAAAGAUCAUGGAACUCUAGCACAAAAGAAAUACAGAUUUUCAGAAGUCAAAAAAAUGACUAACAACUUCACAGUUAAAUUGGGUGAAGGUGGGUUUGGUGUUGUAUACAAAGGAGAGUUAAGCAAUGGUUACCAUGUGGCUGUAAAAUUAUUAAGGGCAUCCAAAGGAAAUGGCAAAGACUUUAUCAAUGAGGUUGCCAGCAUUAGUAGAACAUCUCAUGUUAAUGUUGUCCAACUUCUUGGGUUCUGUUUGGAAGGAAAAAAGAAAGCCCUUAUUUAUGAAUUCAUGCCUAAUGGUUCCCUCGACAAGUUCAUCAGUAAUAAGGGACUAGAAAGAACUUCAUCUUUGACUUGGGAUAAUCUGCUGCAAAUUGCAAAAGGUAUAGCCAAAGGAUUAGAGUACUUGCACAAGGGAUGCAACACUCGUAUUUUACAUUUUGACAUAAAACCACAUAACAUUCUUUUGGAUGAGAACUUCUGUCCCAAGAUAUCAGACUUUGGGCUUGCAAAACUUUGUCCUGGGAAAGAGAGCACUAUUUCAGUUUCAUAUGCGAGAGGAACAAUAGGAUAUGUAGCUCCAGAAGUGUGCAACAAACAUUUUGGUGGAGUAUCACAAAAAUCUGAUGUGUAUAGUUAUGGAAUGAUGCUACUAGAAAUAGUGGGAGUGAGGAAUAAUAUUAAUGUUGAAGCCACCGAAACAAGUGAAUACUUCCCAGAUUGGAUAUACCGAAAGCUGGAGCAAGACCAAGAUUUGAAAAGUGAUGAUGUGACAGCCACAAAAGAAAAAGAGACAGAAAGGAGAAUGAUUGCAGUAAGUUUGUGGUGCAUUCAAACAUUUCCAAAGGAUAGACCUACUAUGAGUAGAGUAAUAGAAAUGUUAGAAGGCAACAUGAAUUCCCAAGAAAUACCCCCAAAACCUGUUCUUUCUUCUCCCACAAUUGGAUUGGUUCCAGAAUUGACCACUAGUUCCUUGCAGUCUGAGUAGAUCUUAAAAGUUGUUUUUUAAAGAAGAUCUGUCAACUUAAUUAUGUUUCAGUUGUAAUAUUAUAUAUAUAUAUAUAUAUAUAUAUAUAUAUAUAUAUAUAUAUAUAUAUAUAUAUAUAUAUAUAAGUUGUGGACCAAGCUGAGGGGUGUAUUGUACAUGAUGCAACGAAAAUAGAAGUUGCUGGGGGCGACGGUUAUGAUGAAUAUGUAGUUUCGUGCAGCUAUCGCCCAAAUGAAUCUGAUGCUCUCCAAGAGUGCAGCUAUUACCAAUCAAUACUUCAUUUUUAUUUAUAAAAAAUUUCCUUUUCUCUUGACAAAUUAUCGUGUUUCUUUUAUGACUUGUAUCCUUCCUUCCAAGGUUUCUUUCCCACCAAGUCUCAUAAAGCUUGGGUUUGGUAUUGUUGGUAUAUCAAUUGUCCUAACUCUUCGUAUACCUUGAAACCAACACAGUGGAAUUAGUAUUUUAUUAGGGAUAUAUGUUGAGGGAAUCGAGAAAAUAAUUGAAUUGAAGAAAUCAUCUUACACAUUGUUAUAGGGAUGGAAAAUAAUUGUGUCAAGAAGCUAAGUAGGAUCAAGAUGAAGAAUCGGACAUUGUUAAGACAUAAAAAAAACUUGACUAGGAUAAAAAGACAUGGAAAGAAACUAAAUCAAAGUAGAGAAACAUAAAGAGAAGAGCAAUUGAAGCAUAGAUUAAAGUUAAUUCGAGAAAAAGGUUGUAUACAUUAAAGGCUACAGAUCGUGA